AACCAAGCCCUACCAGGAUCCAAGGCGGGCGGUGCGCCACAGCAGCCCAGCUACGCCAAGCCAAUGAGCCCCGGCUUCUCCCGCGACUGAGGCAGCGUCCACUCAAUCAGCAGCCUGCGAAGGUGGAGCCUAGGCACGCCGAGCAGCACGGCGGCUGUAUUUCGCUGGAAAGAGAAACCGCGGAGCUACUUCCUGCUCGGAACCACGUGACUCCUCCAGGUGCUCCAGCUGUGCAGUAUUUAAUGUCAAUAGCCGAGGCGCCGGGUUGGUAUUGGGCAGGCGAGUUCCCUGGCGCUGCAGACCGGCCUCUGGUCACCUGGCACACAUGGAGGCAGCACUCGGGCUUUAAUUAAAGGCUGCCUUGUUUUUUAGCUCUGGUAUUCAUUUCUUCCUGGCCAUUCGGAUUGGUGCAUUUAAAAACAACGGGUAUCUGAUUUUCUUGUACUGGAGUCUCCUGCAGGAAACAACAGCUGUUCUCCAUCUCGGUGUGUCUGGAGUAGGGACUGGGGCAACCCUCCCUCGGAUGCUGAAUACUAUGCGCAAAGCGAUGCCACUCGCUCCCCAAACUCCUCUCCCGCUCGCAUGGACCGUCGGAGGAUCUGGAGCCGUGUGAGCGGUCGGAAGGGACUCGAUCUAGGUAUUUGCAUGCAGGAUCCCAGCUCCGCUAUUACCAUGCGUGUUGGUGACAUCUGGCGCUGGCAGCUCCCUGGGUCCGACAGAGGGUAAUCUGAACUGAGCCGCGGGAGGUAGACCAGCAGGGACACAAGUUCACCCAGUUAGCAGCCCAGCCCGCCUGUUGGAGUCUGCAGCCUGCCUGAGCCAUGGUGAAGGAGGAAUGCAAAGCGCUGCUCGAUGCGCUCAGCAAGGUGACUGCCUGCUAUCGGCACAUGGUGCUGACCAUCGGGGGCACCUCGGACUCGCAGAACCUGCGGGAGGAACUGAAGAAAACUCGGCAGAAAGCCCAGGAGCUGGCGGUGGCUAACAGGAACAAGCUCACCGCGGUCCUGAAGGACAAGACGGUGAGUAAGGAGGACAAGGCUGAAUUCGAGAGGCUCUGGGUGAUCUUCUCCACUUGCAUGGAGAUCCUGGAGAUUGACAUGAGGAGAGCCCUGGAGCUGGGCCAGGAGUUCCCCCUUAACGUGCCCAAAAAGCACCUGAUUCAGACGGGCAUGAGCGGGGGAACUUCUGGGGUGGCCGCCAGGGCUAUGAGCGUCCAGAACAUGAAAUACGAGGCUGAACACAACAUAGAUGUAGUGGAUUUGAAAGACCUGGAGAACGAGAUCAACCAAGUAGGAGAGAUGAUGUACGAGAUGGAGAUGAAAGUGAAUGUCCCCCAGUGGACAGUAGAGGCUAAACAGGACCCUGGGGCUGAACUCAAAUCCACCAUUAGCGUGGGCGCCUCCUCCAUUGGCAUGAUCUCCGUGGAGGAAAACAAAUCCUUUUGCGAUAUCAGCAAAGUUCUAGCUGGGAUCAUUUUCUCCGCGGUGCUCAUUAUCGCUAUUGUCUUGGCGGUGUGUGUGGUAAAACUCUCAUAGGCUGGCUGAGUGUUCCUGCAAGACUUCCUCUCUCAAUCUCUCUCACAAGUAUUUCAUGCAGUAUGGUUCCUUUCAAGAUGGGUCACUUGGAAGAGCUGACAAUUAAUAUCUUGCAUAUAAAAACAAAUCGUUGGAUAGCAUACAAUCUGAUCAUGCCUCCAGCAUCUGGAUGUAUGUGGUUUUGGUUGGUUUGUUUUAAAGCUCUAAAAGGGGGGAAAGGUACAGAUCAGUAUAGGAUGACUUUUGGCUGGUUUUGUAAUGGUUAACUGUGUGCUAAGUAUCAGGGUAUUAUCACUACAGGCUCUAGCAGGGAUUUGGCUGCUAUUAAUAGAUGACUAUUCUCAGUAGCCUGAAAUUAUUGUUCUUUAAUAGGCUCUGAUGUUCAUUGCUGGUCCAUGUUUACAAAGUAGUUGAGAAUUGCACAGGAUUUGGGGGUGGAUAAGGUGGAUGGCUGUGGCAAAAUUAAUGGACAUGUAUGUGAGUUUUCCUCUCAAACACUGGACAUUCUGCCCAGAAGAAAAAACGGAAAAUCCCAGUAAGAAGAUGUAAACAAUGUCUAUUUUAUCUUAAUCCUUGGAGUCUAAACCUAGGAGGGUGUGCAAUCAAUGUUUGAUACCAAAUGCACUGUUUGUACAGAUCCUAAUUGCACUUUUUGACACAGCAAACAUUAAUAAUCACUAAAGGAAAUCCAAAUCUUCAAGAAAGAUGGAGAAUAUCUUCUGCAGAACAGCUUUCACAGAGAGGUAUUAAGUCUCCAUCCCUCCCUUUUAUAUAUCUCCUUUUAUUUUCCCCAGCAGAAAAGCUAAUUCUUGCUACGUGUCCAAAUUCUUCUUUCCAUGAAAGUGGUCGAACUUUACAUCAGCUGUAAAAUUAAAUAUUCUACAUUUAUCCAAAAUUAGAAGUAGCAAUUUUUAAAACAGGUUAUGGCAAACUAACAAAAUCAUGUAAAGUGAAAACCAAUGCUCUAGCUUGUCUGCCUCUAUUUCUGCAGCACAAAUCGAGGUCUAAUCUCAUGUUGACCUGUUACUGUUAAUAAGAUCUAUAUAGCUAUCUGCAGGAAUCCAGAGGAAACCAAAACUGCAGGAUUCAAUCUUGUCAUUUUUAUUUGCCUGAUUAAUCCAAUUGAAAUGACUGGAAAUGCAGAAUUGGGCCUAUAGAUGGUAUCUUUGAUCGGAUGUCUGUGCAGUUUUGUAAGAACAGAGCAUAAAGUCUAACUGACAUUUUUUUCUUUUUGUUUGAUUGUUUACAUGCAGACAGUUUAAACUUUUUUCCCUCCCCCAAUAAAACUCUGAGCACUGACACAACUCUGACUUUAAAGAGAAUUUCUGUGAUCUCUCGCAUAAAAAUGCAUGUAUCCAUUUUUUAAAUAUACAAAUUAUGUGCAUCUGUUCUGUUUAAAGUAGACUUGCUCCUGUGCACACAGAUUCUUGAGUAACUAUACAGUGCCACAGGCAUAGAUUGUACUGUUCAGGCAAAUAUAAAGACAAGCCGCUGCGAUAUAAGGGUUAAAAUGUAAAGUGAUAAAUUAGAGACGCCUCUGAAUUGAGCAUAAAGGACACAUUACUAAAAUUCACCAUGAAAUUUGUUGACAAGAAGUUACUGUGCAUAUGCAGUAGUGUGUAUGUGUGUUUAAACAAAAUCAUGUCAGCUUUCUUAAUAAAACAAUUUUGUAAUUCAAAAAAGGCAAAAAUUUUAAAAUAUUUAUUAUUAAUCAUGUUUAUUAUGGUCGUGCAUAAAGGCCAACCAAGAGUGAGCCCCUAUUAUAUGUGGUACCAUACAAACACAGAGCAGUAGACAGUUCCUGCCAUGAAGAGCUUACAGUCUAAACAGACAAGAUUGGAGGAAGAUGCUCUGACAUACAAGCAGAAUGAACAAUGUGAUGGAGACAAAAGUCAUGUUUUUUUGGGGGGGUACAUAGAGGGGAUAAGCUAAAUAGGAACAGAGUGAGGUGACAGGGCAGGGAAGAAGGUGGUAAUGGGACAGGUGUGGAGUGAAGCUGAGGUGAAGAGACUGAGGAAGGAGGGGGAGCAGGAAGGUUGGAGCAAACAGCCAAUCAACACAGGAGAGAGAAAGCAGUCAAAACUCUAUAAAGUUCUCCAAAGGACCAAAAAUCCCUGCUUUGGUUGCUUCUGCCCUUACUGACUGGAGUUUCUGGCUGGCUCCUCCACAGUUUUCUCCUAGUGCCCCCAGAGUUUACCCUUUAAAACUAAAGACUAGUAAAGUUAGAUUUUUGGAGAGCAAAUAAAAGCUCUUGUAUGUCACAUUUGAACCUAUACAGUGUUGUAGCCAUGUUGGUCCCAGAAUAUUAGAGAGACAAGAUGGGUGAGUUAAUAUCUUUUAUUGGACCAACUUCUGUUGGUGAGAGAAAGAGAGGCUGACACAGAGCUCUUCAGGUCUGGGAAAUAUCCUCAGAGUGUCACAGCUAAAUAUAAGGUGGAACAGAAUGUUUAACACAUAUUUCAAGGGACCAUUCAUGUUGAAGUGGUCAGUUAACACUAAGUGGAAACACUAAUCCAUGCUACUAGUCUGAAUUUAAGGCCAUAUAUUGCCCUUGCUCAGCAUGUGGAAUUCUCAUAGAUGCUAAUGUGAAUUCUGCAUAUGGGUCCAGCCCAGGCUAAGUUUGUGUGUGUUGUGGGGAUUCAGAGCAAGGCUGUACAUUUUUAACCAAUACACUUCACUCAUUUUACUGGGGUAAUUUUGUAUGUGGUUAUUAAUCUGAUUGCUUAAUGGUCACAAACAGAUUAUUUUGAGAAGAGAGAGAAAGUUUGUAUUUUUGGUGCUAUUGUUCCAGUCUGUCUAGAUGGAGACUCGCUGAAACUGCUGUGCGUUGACUUACAAGUGAAGGUCUCCUUCAUAACCAUAAGGGCUAGACACCUUUCUAAAAAUAAAAAAAAAUAAAAAAAAGUUUGAUGGAAAACCUUAAUACUAUAGAUUUGGAUUGCUACCACCAAUCACUAGAUAUUCAUGUUCACUGUUUGCACUCUUCCAACAUUCAGUUUACAAGGAACUGAAUAAGAACUAGGACCUUAUCCUGUUUUCCUUGCUUUCCUUUCCUUUUACUCCUAUUGCGCUCAGUUAACUUUGGUAAGAGUUUUGGGUGUCCAAGUAAUGCAGUUUUGGUAUCUGAUGGAUAAUAAAUGAUAAUAUCCACAACAUUAAUUGUCUCAAAGUCCUGAAUUGCAUAUACUGUCUGUCUUCAGUUAGUUGUAUAAGUGUUUUAACAGUAAACAAUUUGACAUUUUAAAAAAUGAGCCUCAGGUUAAUAAGUUGUAAAUCUGUAGUGUAUACAAGACAUACAGACUCAGCUACUCAAAUCUUUAUUUAUGUGAGUAGCCCUUAUUCAUGUAAGUAGCUCCUCUUACUUCAGCGUGAUUACUCCCACAAAUAAGCCUUUGAAGGACUGGACCCUGUAUCAUUCCAAAAAAUUAAACUUUUCUAUCUCAGCACAAACUGCAGAUUUACACAUCAUUAACUUGUCCAUGUCUCAACAACAUCAGUAUUAUCAACUGAGCUUACAUUAAGGUAUGUGAUAUUAAAAGAUAAAUAGAAGUCUGACAGCAGGAUUGGCACCACCUAAUUGGCUAAUACCCUACCAUUAAUCUCCUAAAAAUACCCAGUACAACUGUAUGUACAAUGUGACAUAGUUCAGGGAAACUUACAUGCAUAAAAUCCAAAUGGUAAUAAACAAAAACCCUUUGUGCAAGUCUGCAUCAAGGAGCAGAUCCUAGUUUCAUCAAAUAAUCUGAAAUUUUGCAUUAGACUUAAAUGGGAGCAAGAGCAAUUCCCCACCCAAGUAAAUGUUUGGUUCUUACUGCUAUUAGAAAGCUUUUUGUAUCAUGUUAGAAUAUCUUAUUAUAAAUAGAAACUUUACAAAUAAGAAUAUGGGGAGAAUGUUAAAACAUCCCAAUGAGCAACCUGAAAGACAUUAACUAGCAAUUACAAUUUAUUUAUCCAUCUAAUACCUUUAAAAAAAAGCUGAAUUAAACAAUGAAAUUUGGUUUCUUGUGAAACAAAUUAAUCCUUUUUUGCUGAAAAUUCUGUUCAGUUUACAAAUUUUCAAUCUAAGAAUUAAAUUUAUAAUUGCAGUUUGAAGGGAUUGGGAAGAAUAUUUUUGUAAAUAAAGAUUACUAAAAUCAAGCUUUAUAAUAUUGUACAUGUUCAGUGUGUGACAAAAAUAAAAAUAUUUGGACUAUGUUGCUAACCAGGCACCACAAAUGUUACUCUGUGUAUUCAGAAAGAAAUUAAGCAAUGUGCAUUUUUUUCAAACUAUCAGGUUUUAUUUCAAAAUACUUGUCUUAAUCGAUAUUGCAUAUCCAUUUUAGUAUGAGUCUGUGAAAUAUUAAAAUCUUAUAGUUGAAUUACUUGCAUCAUUCCAUCCUGUGCAUGGUGGAAUUACAUUUUCUAUACUUGCAGUAAAACUUGUUACUGUCACUAUUAUUUCUUCCAUUUAAAAUAAAGUAUGUUCUGUUAACUAUCUGGUUCACUUGCAGCAGUAAUUAAAUUUAAAAAAAACACUUUAAAAUAUGUCUAUUGACAAUUAGCUCAAUAAACCAGAUGAUUCUAUUUCAUUCUAAAUCAUCUGACUGAUAUACCAAACUCUCAGAUACAAACACCAUAAUUCUACAUUCCUAUUAAAGAAAAAAAAGUACCUUCUGACUACAGAUAUGAAUCUUAAAUUCUAAUUUUAAUGUACCAUCUUUGACAGAAAUCCCAUUGUUUAGGACAUAUAAAACUAGAGUGGACAAAGUACUAGCAUAUAAUGUACUGCAGAAGACAAUGCUGUACUGAUGGGGUUAAGGACUAGGGCUCAGAUCCACAAAGGUAUUUAACCUCCAAAAUUAGGAGCCUAAAUACCUUUGUGGAUCUGUGCCCUAGUCCCUAACCCCAUCACUACAGCAUUGUCUCCUGCAGUACAUUAUAUACGAAUACUUUGCCCACUCUAGUUUAAUUGAUUUCAGUGGAAGUAAGGAGCCUAAAUACCAUUAGAGUCUGCACCUAGAUGAUAUAAUAAAUCUUUUCCAUCUCUCAUGUCUGAGACCCAAAUUCUGUGGUCUUGAGUCAAGCAAAGGUCCUAUUGACUGCAGUAGAAGUGUUGCUCGACUGAAGGACCACAAAAUGUGGACCUGUGGCUCUCAUAACAACAGUGGCAGAUAACCUGUUUCUGUGAAAUGUUGCAAUUGUUAAACUUUACAAGAUUAAUUCUGGGAUCGUUUCCCCAUGCAUAAAGUUAAGCGUAUGUGUAAGUCUGCAGGAUCUGGGCCUUCGUUCAUAAACUAUCUGAACACUGGACUGUAAUUAAAUUGGUAAUGCUCAUGUUCUAAACUGAUAGCACAAUGUGAACCUCAUGGCAUCAUGAAUAUGAGGUAGAAUUAAAGUCUCACCAUUCAAUAUACAGAACUAUGUAAAAUAUUUUCUAAUAUGAAUGAAAUUAUUCAAAGUAACAAUACUGAACAAAUUGCAUGAUAUCAAAGGAGCUUUUGGAUUUAAAAAUAAAACACAUAUUUGUAACCUGAAAGAUUGAUUAUAGCCUUUUAAAAAAAAUUAUACUGAGGAAUGAUCAUAUAUACAGAAAUGUUUAAAUGUUUUCGAUGCUUCUGAUCAACAUAUUCACUCUUCACAGAUUUUCAUUAUAUAAAAAGUCUUUCAGGAAGACCAUUGGAUUAUAGUUCUCUAAAUGCUUUCUCGCAAUACGAUUAUGUUAGUCUUUUAAUGCAGGCUGAGUCUGGGCAGAAUAGUAGGUCUACACGUGAGCAGUCAUUUGCUGUUGUAAGCAUACAGUAAAAGGGGGCUUAGUGAAGAAAUUGUUUGUUAUAUCUGAUGUACUUGACUAACAAUAGAAAGGUCUUACUGACAGCUCAUUCACCUGUGCACAUUGGGGAGGGAGGAAAACAGGGUAUGUGGGCAAAUAUGUACUUACUUUUAUAAUUUGAUGACAGUAAAGUAUAACUCCUAUCAAUAUGGUUAUGCUAUUAUAUAGUUUUAAACAUGUGAAGGUAAAGUACAUCUUAUCAAAGUCCUAAAAGGAAAAUACAAAUGAACUGUAUAAUGAAAGUGAUUACAAUUUUAAACUUUAAAAUGCUGCAUUUCAGAAUGAGUUACUUUGGAUUAAUCAUGUGGCAUAUCAGUCCAUACUUGACCGAAGUUGAAGGAUAGUUCAAAAUAUAUUUUGCAGUUUUCUGAAAGGAAAAGAAUGUAAGUGCUGAAUUCUCAAGCAGUUUUACUAUAUAGCUAGAUCAGAAGAUUAGGCAUGGCUUCAAUAUAUAAUCUAUCUGCUGAACAAGUAAAAAAUCAUAUCAAGGAGUCUUGGAAUUAUGCCCCUGCUGAACCCUAGGUAUCCAAAAAGAAGUUUUGUAUCAUUCUCCAGUCCAAGAUGUGGAAUCUAAAAUGCAACACAACACUGAUGAUAACAAAUUGCCUGAAUCCAUGUAUUACUCUGAGUUAGAUUAAACUGUCUUGUAUAUUAUAUAAACACACACAUCUCUGUUUAAUAUCUUGUAAAAUGUAGGUAUGGUUGUUGAGAAAAUAAAUGGAGCAAUGACACAUUUACAAAGAGUAAUGUGAGCUAUUCUUAGUGCUUACACGUUGGUUCAGUUGUAUGUGAUUUGGAGCCCUGUUUUUUUAUUUUUUGUGUUUUGUUUUGUUUUUGGGGUGCGUUAUUUGAUAGCUUGCAUUUUCAGUUUAAAAUAUUCAAUCUGGGAGAGAGGAUGUGUUACAAAUAUAGUUU
This is a messenger RNA of Chrysemys picta bellii (western painted turtle), 8259 nucleotides long. RefSeq names its product regulator of G protein signaling 9 binding protein (gene RGS9BP). NCBI's taxonomy places the organism in Eukaryota, Metazoa, Chordata, Testudines, Emydidae. Gene Ontology annotation, cellular component: neuron projection. The record is from RefSeq and is a predicted model, not a curated record. Gene Ontology annotation, biological process: G protein-coupled receptor signaling pathway; detection of light stimulus involved in visual perception.